Molecule: messenger RNA, 4209 nt
Organism: Neurospora tetraspora
Lineage: Eukaryota; Fungi; Ascomycota; Sordariomycetes; Sordariales; Sordariaceae
Exons: 3
Coding region: 405-3812 (1135 amino acids)
Biological process (GO): RNA polymerase II preinitiation complex assembly; transcription by RNA polymerase II
Cellular component (GO): transcription factor TFIID complex
Molecular function (GO): RNA polymerase II general transcription initiation factor binding; RNA polymerase II general transcription initiation factor activity; histone acetyltransferase activity
Source: RefSeq, a predicted model, not a curated record
CGACAGGCCGAUUGUUCGCAUUCAAGCAUUCGACACUUCGCUUGCUCUCCGCGCAGUGGCAGUGUGCUUGUGGGAGGCUCGACACUUUCGCAACUUCCGCAACUACCGCUGCAACCUCAACGUCAACCUCAACCUCGACUCACCCGACGGUCAUUUCGACUCUACCACAACCACGACCACGACUUGCACGCGGCGUUGCCAACACCCCACCACCGAACGCGCGCCUGGUUCAGUUUGCUCCCCCGCCGCGGGCAUUGUCGACGAUUUCUCCGCUCCAGUAUCAUGAUCUGACAGCUUAACCGGCCGCGCAACCGUUGGAGGGAGCAAGAGAGAGAGGGGCGGACGACUGCGCGACAGACGACGACACACAGCCCCGAGGCGGCAUCGCCUCUCCGCCCAGCAAGAUGCCCGCAGAUAACGACGACUUUGAUUUCAACGCCCUCAAUGAGGAAGGAUGGAAGGAGCAGGAGGCCCGCGAUGAGGAGGCCAUUCGCCGGAUCAACAACAGCUUCGGCCCGGGCGGUAACGAUGGCCUGACUGAAAUGCUGGGGAACCUCCAGUCGGGAGGCGAGAUCGAUCAACGAGGCAAGGCAGACAAUGCCAUCGACUUUGAGGACAUCGACUUGAGCGACGAGGACGAUUUGCCCAACGACGAACCGAGCACUUCCGGCACCAGUGGCGAGCUGCCGAGCCUCAUCGACGACGCCGGCACUAAUGAUGACGACGACCUCUUUGGCGGCGACCCCUCAUCGCCCAUGGACACGGCCCACGAUGGUCUGAGAUCCUCUCCCCCGCCGCUCGACGCCCAUGACGAUGUCGAUGCCAAAAAACGUCCGGAUGAUGCCGCCGGGGAGUCCCUUGAAGACCUCCGAAACCUCAACUUCGACAAUGACGAAGAGCCGGAUGCGACAAACCAAGAUCCCGACAUUCCCCCGCCAGCGGAAAACUUCAUCGACGCCGUUAAGCAACUCUUCCCCGGUUUUGAGGAGAACGCCAUCCUGCAUUGGAACGAACUAUUAAAGCCCAAGAAUGCCACAUGGAUCUCGAAGAAGCCCCCCAGGGCCCCCAAGCCUUUGAUACCAUCAAAACUCAGCCUGGAGUUGGAUGCAGAUCAGGAAAAGCAGUUCCGGAUUCCUGGCCCGGCUACUGGCUCGGUUUGGCAGAGGAUCAAGGAAGCGGAAGCGAAAGGCCUGUUCUGUCUCGAAGAACCGGAGCCUUUGGAGCAGACCGAUCUGGAAGUAUUCAGCUUGGACGACGAAACGGAUUCGGAGAGGAUAGGCGGCUACACCCUUCAGGACAUAGCCACGAUAUGUCAGGACUGGGAACAGAUGAUCUUCUUGGGCGACAGUCUUGCGGCCGCCAUCGAGCCGGGACCGCAGCCGAAACCUGACAACAUGAUCAUUAAGGAUGAGCGUGAUGAAGAGGCGGACUGGGAUGCCAUGUUUCUUGAUGAGCCUGCUCCAAAGCGGAGAAAGAUCGAGAUUCCCAAAGGUCUUCCUCCUAUUGCUCACUUCACGGCUCCAAACUUGGACGAGUUCGAGCAAGUUACUUCGAAGCUGGGCAAGCGUGUCAUCCUUGACAUGAACGACCCUUACUUGCUGAUAGACGACGUCGAAUCUGAACGGUCAUCUAAGCGGCGAAAGACCCAACAUAAGACGGUCCGCUUGGCGAACGGGAAAGCUGGGCGGGAUCUUACACAACGGUUCAACUUCUCCUCUGACGCUGCCUACGACGCGUUGAAGGAGAACAGCCAAAACAGGGUCCGGGCAACACUGGCUACUAUUCCUGUCGAGCACAGUUUGCCUGCGCAGAGACUAUCUUGGCCUUAUUACCGCGUGAAGCUCUCGGCAAGUGAUCCUCAUAGUUAUCACCGGCCUCAGCUCCACCCCAAGAGGGAUCUCCAUGGUCACAUCAGGUUUGACAAGCCUGCCAUUAUUAAGCGUAAGGCUCUCAAGGGUAAACGCGUCAGCGAGGUAUUCAAGAGCACUCAUGACCUCUCCCUCAACGACAACUCGACCGCUAUCCUUUUCGAGUACUGCGAGGAAAUUCCCACCGUUCUCUCCAACUUUGGCAUGGGACAGAAAAUCAUCAAUUACUUCCGUCGCGCUAAAGGCGCUGAUAGCAGACCUGAGAAGCGUGAGCUUGGCGAGACAUGUAUAUUGAUGCCAGAAGAUCGCUCACCCUUCGCCAUCUUCGGCCACGUCCACCCUGGCGAGCUCGUGCCUACGCUUCACAACCACAUGUUCCGCGCCCCUAUUUUCAAGCAUAACCCGAAGAAUACAGACUUCCUGAUUGGUCGUAGCAGUACCGGCCAAAAGGGCUCAACUUGGUACAUCAGAAAUAUCGAUCAUCUUUACGUUGUCGGCCAAACCCUGCCCUCCAUGGAGGUCCCAGGACCCCAUUCCAGGCGUGUUACUAACAUCGCCAAGAACCGUCUCAAGAUGGUCUCGUAUCGCUUGCUUCGCAAGAGCGAGCAUGUUACCCUCCAUGAUAUUACCAAGCACGUAGCUGAGUCCAAUGAGUCUCAGAACCGUCAAAAGUUGAAGGAGUUCCUGCGCUUCAGAAAGGAAACAAAGGAUUGGGCGCUGCCUGAAGGCGAAGAGCUAAUGGCCGAGCCGGCGAUUCGAUCUCUUGUUAGACCAGAAGAGGUCUGUCUGUUGGAUGCGAUGCAAGUGGGCUUACACGAGAUCGAGAAGGGUGGCUACGAUGCUACCGAUUCCCUCAAAGACGAUGACAUUGGAAUUGACGUGAACGAUGAGCUCUCUCCAGAUGCUCUUGCAAACAAGAUGGCACCUUGGAAGACUACCAAGGCAUUCCUUGACGCCAGUCAUGGCAAAGCUAUGCUUGCAGUUCAUGGCGCCGGCGACCCAACGGGCAAGGGACUAGGCAUCAGUUUCUUAAGGACGUCCAUGAAAGGCGGCUACCUUGAGCAGCUUCAAGGUCCAAUGGCUACAUCAGCUGAUGCCAUUGAGAGACAGCGCAAAGCGAACGGUGGGCACAUGUACAAUGUCAAGAAUCAAGACACACUCUACACUGAGGCUCUCACCGAUAUUUGGAACCGCCAGCGGGAGAGUCUCUUGGACUCCCAAGAACACGAUGAUGAAGAUGUGCUUGGGCAAGAGGAUGAAGACGAGCGUUUCAACGUACACGAGAGCCAAUUCGCGCAAACCCCUGUGGUCCAGGACGGCUUUAGUCAGAUCAGUCAGAGCGCCACCAGUGCUAUCAACCGGAAGAAGCUCGUGAUUACGAGGGAGGUAAGGGAUGAAAAUGGCCAAACGCGGACUGUGACAGAGGUCGUAAGGGAUCCUACUGUCAUUGCUCAGUACGUCAAGAGGCGUCGCCAAGAGCAAAAGUCCGAGAUCGAUAUCUACAACGUUAAGCUUACUGGAGACCAAGAGCGGGACGCCGUUAUUCUCGAACUGUUUGUCACCCUUAUCCAUUGUACUUGGAAGGGCCGCACACUGACAUCUCUCUCUAGGCUCGACAAGGAACAUGAUCGUCUCAUGAAGAAUAAGAUGAGAACGAUGAAGCGCGAGAGGCAGAAACAACUGCAACAGCGGCUCAAGAGCGGAGGAACUCUACCCCUCGAUAACGACGACGGGUCGUUAGAGCCCUCGAUCGAGAAGGCCACCGGAACUACACGCAGAUGCGCAAAUUGUGGGGCUAAGGGCCACAUCAAGACGAACAAGAAGCUGUGCCCGUUGCUCAACGGCUCGAUGACCAAAGACCAAAACCAAGACGAUGGCGCCUCUGGUGUCGGCUCGCCCAACCCCAACGCGCCGGUCGCUGCUAGUUUCAUGAGUCCUAGCUAGUAGGGUUGUGAUGGGUGUUGUCAUCGCUGGUUCUGGUGUUGGAAUUGGAGCUAGCUGAAGAAGACGCGGUGGCUGCCUUCUUUCACACGGGUUGGUUCCCAUAUGACGUUCGUCCCCAUGGCGAGGUAUACGGCGUGAUAAAUAGGCAGUAUAUUGCCUGGCAUGGUUGGCGCUCCGCUCUGUAUAUCCAAAGGACAAGGGCAGUGACGCUUUUUGCUUUUUGCGGUUGGCGAAAUCACGACGCAUCACAUCUUAUAUUCUACAUCAUAUCAGCAUCAGUCUUCUCGUCCCUUCUUGACCGUUUCAGCGCCAUUAUAUUAGGUUCACGGUUGCAACUUGGGAGGUUUAGGUUUAGUCCCGUCUUUGGGGAACUAGGACGAGGCCGGUAAUCACCAAC